AUUUAAUUAUCAGUAAGAACACAACUGUCCACAAGUGCGGUCGAGUAUUGAUACGUUUUAAAGUAAAGAACAAUUUUACUUACGAAUUUUUAAAUAAAUAAUUUAUUUAAUACAAAAGAUAAAACAAUUGUUAAAAAUACGUACAGAUCUUUGAUUAAAUUAUUAAUCUCAACUACUAUAUAUACAUUCAAUUGAAUAUAUAUACAUAUUUUGUACGUGGAUAUUCAUUAACCUCAAAUAUUAUAUCUAAUUAAGAUUUAGAUAACUAUUGAAGCAUAGAAAAUAAAUAAACUCAUCAUGGAUGAUGACGGUAGUAUGUCUGUUCGUCUAACGAACGAUGACUUCAGAAAACUUUUGAUGACACCACGAGCAUCAGCUCCGUCAGCAACCCCUGCAUCGGUACCUGGUACAGUAAGAGACGCAAGUGCAAAAACAGCUCAAACUCCAUCAGUUAGUGGUGGUAGUCGUGCUGAAUUACGUAGAAAGAAGAAAAGUUAUUAUGCAAAACUUAAAAAACAAGAGGAAGAUAAAAUGGCUGAGUUGGCGGAAAAAUAUCGGGAUCGUGCUCGUGAAAGACGGGAUGGUACAACUGAUGAAUUUCAACCUGAAGAUCCGAUAAAUAAUGCUAGUGCGUAUCGUGCUGUUGCUCCGGAUGUUAAAUCUGGUAUUGAUGCUGCUGAAAGAAGGAGACUGAUGAUUCAACAGUCGAAGUUUUUGGGUGGUGACAUGGAACACACCCAUUUGGUAAAGGGAUUGGAUUACGCUCUACUCCAGAAGGUACGAAGUGAAAUAGAAACAAAGGAAACAGAGCAAGAGCAAGAAAUGGAAAAACUAGUCAAGCCUAAAGAAAAAGUGAAAGAAAAAAAAGAAGUAGAAAAGAAAUCAGAUGAAAUGCAGUUCAAAACAAAAGUUGGCCGUAAUAUUCACAAAAUAAUAACAACAAUGAAGUCUAAAACCGUUGAAAGAAAUGAAUUAUUUACCCCAGGUCGUAUGGCCUAUGUUAUUGAACUAGAGGAUGAAAAUGCAGAAGUUGAUAUACCUACGACACUAAUAAGAAGUAAAGCCGAUGUUCCAACAGUCGAUGCAACUCCAACAUUAACAACAAAUGAUAUCGUCAUCAAUAAACUUGCCCAGAUUCUCUCAUACUUACGUCAAGGAAGCAGACAUGGGAAGAAAGGAAAAAGAAAUAAAGACGGACGUUCAAAGGGUGAGGAAAUCGGUGAGACUGAAAUUCAAAAUCGUGCACCACAAGACGACAGUAUUUAUGGUGACAUCGGUGAUUAUGUACCAAGUGGAUCUAAGAAAGACAGUUCGUCAUCCAGUAAAGACAAGAGAAAAGGCUCAUACUUCAAUAAACCAAUUGAUUCAAAUGAAAUAAUUGAUGAUAAAGCAAACGCACCCCAAUUGCCCAGUAUAUUAGCACGAGUUGCUGAAGCAGGUGCAUCAGCACCUAAAAAAAUUGGAAUCCAUAAUAAAUUUGCUGCUGAACCUGAAGGAUAUGCUGAGUGUUAUCCUGGUCUGGAUGAAAUGCAAGAUGCGAUUGAUGAUUCCGAUGAUGAGGUUGACUACACUAAGAUGGAUUUGGGCAAUAAAAAAGGUCCGAUUGGACGCUGGGACUUCGAUACACCUGAAGAAUACAGCGAGUAUAUGAAUAAUAAAGAAGCUCUGCCGAAAGCUGCGUUCCAGUAUGGAGUUAAAAUGGCUGACGGACGUAGAACGCGGAAAUAUAAUAAAGAAAAAAAUGAAAAAGCUGAGUUGGAUCGUGAAUGGCAGAAAAUUCAAAAUAUUAUGAACAAACGUAAACCGGCGAGUGGUAGUGCUGAUGGGGCACCAGAAUUUAAAGUUCCAAGAUAUUAAAUAAUAAUAAUUAGUAUUAUUAGCAUUUAUUUAUAGAUAAUAUACCAAUCUUGUAUACUAUAAGACUUGAUAUUUUGUUUUGUGUAAAAAAGAUUUGUUGUAUUUAAUUUUUAAAAAAUUAAAUAAAAUUAUUAUUAAUG
Microplitis mediator is the source of this 1997-nucleotide messenger RNA. RefSeq names its product protein Red (gene beag). The record is from RefSeq and is a predicted model, not a curated record. NCBI's taxonomy places the organism in Eukaryota, Metazoa, Arthropoda, Insecta, Hymenoptera, Braconidae. The transcript has 3 exons. Gene Ontology annotation, biological process: mRNA splicing, via spliceosome. Gene Ontology annotation, cellular component: nucleus. Bases 298 to 1857 code for a protein of 519 amino acids.